Messenger RNA from Letharia lupina, 690 nucleotides. RefSeq lists its product as uncharacterized. The transcript has 3 exons. Bases 1 to 690 code for a protein of 229 amino acids. The record is from RefSeq and is a predicted model, not a curated record. Lineage: Eukaryota; Fungi; Ascomycota; Lecanoromycetes; Lecanorales; Parmeliaceae.
AUGCUUUGCUCACCAACCUCGUGGCCCAGCUUCAGCCUCAUCUUAUUCGUCUCCCUCUCCUUUACCACGACCGUCCUCGGAGUCAAUAAAGAGCGAUCGCUCUCAGAGCUGUCUUCUGCUACCAACCUCACAGCCGCAAUACCCUUCUACUCUCUACCAACCACAUACCCGCUCUCCCUGACACCGCAGAACCCGACCAUCGAGAACCAGAUCCGUGAAACGCUCGCGCACUACCCGCUCGCGAUCGACGGCAAGAACUUCGCCGCCCUAGACCUCGUCUUCACCCAACAUGUUGUCGCCAAUUACUCCGAACCCUUGGGCGUCCUGACGGGUCUGCCUGCGGUUGUGUCGGCGCUGGAAUCGAGCUUGUCGCCGGUCGGAACGCAGCAUGCAUUUAGUACGCAGGUCAUUGAGAUCUUGGCGGGUGAGGUUGAGGCGAGGAGUUUGACGUAUUAUACCGCGUCACAUUUUGGGCAGGGGGACUACUAUGGUCAGGUGCUCUACGCCUAUGGCCAAUACCAGGAUGACUGGAUCAAGAUCUGCUGCCCAGAAGUGUGGAGGAUCAAGACUCGCACGCUGGUCUACAUGGCUACUACUGUCAUAGGUGGCCGCUACAUCCAAGUUUACUGGAAGACAUUUGGCAAUUAUAGCACCUACUUUACAACACAGGAUGAUGUCAAAUCUAGUUAG